This is a messenger RNA of Paramuricea clavata, 3430 nucleotides long. NCBI's taxonomy places the organism in Eukaryota, Metazoa, Cnidaria, Anthozoa, Malacalcyonacea, Plexauridae. The record is from the annotation of a GenBank genome assembly.
GUUGAAGAUAAUGUCCAGUACAAUAUAUAGGUCAGCAGUAAGGAAAAAUUCCUGAAAUGAAGGAAAUUUCUAGGAAAUUAGGUUAUUAGAAGGAAUUCUAAUAUAAUUGGAGGAAUUACGAGGAAAGUAAGUCAUGAGUCUUGCUGAUAAACUCCAAGCCAAGAAACAGGAUUUGAAACAGGUUUCUACUGUCAUUACCAAUGUGGAUGGUAAAAAGGUGAAUUUGGGAAGUUCGCUUGAUAAUCAUACAACUGAUGGAUAUAGCAACUGCUAUUUUUUGUUCAUGAGAUUCAUGAGAUUGUCCAGGCUAGUGGUCCAGUAUUGCUACAGGAGGAUGAUGGAGUUGAAAAGCUCUUGAAAUGGAAAGCUUUUAAAUUAUAACGGUGAUAGCUUGCGUGGCAGGCCCUCAUUCUGCCCCGCUUCAAAUUAGCCCCCCCCCCUCCCCGUAAAAUUGAGGGUCUGCCAUGCAGGCUACAACUGCAUAAAGGGUACCUAUAUAAUGUACUAACCAUGCUUGUAUUGUACCAGCAGCACAGAUGUAAUGACGUCACAUUGCUCUUGAAUGGUUAAUGUCACCAACGCUGAUCAAAAUUACUUUACAGUUUUUAAAGCACAAUUUGACACAAGGUGACGAGGGCCUAGUCAGCGUUGGUCAAGCUCAUGGCUUCUGUGUCGACACAAGCCCAGAUGAUAAAAUCCACCAUGUUGUCGACAAUCUGUAUAUUUCUUCCCAAGAUGGAGCUCAUAAUCUUCACGGAUUGAGAGAUCAUAAGAUUACUCAUAUAUUAAAUGUUGCUACAGGAGUGGUCAAUGCUUUCCCAGAGGCAAGCUCAAACUUCACUAUAUAUUAAAUCUUUGAAGUUGGAAAUUUUCAACAUCAAAAUUUUUUUCCGACAUAAAAUUUGUGUCUGCCAAUCACAUUUUACAAAAUUUUCUUUCUGUGGAAAUUUUCCUGAGUGGAGAUGGGCCUUUAAGUAGGCAACUCUGGUGCUCUAGGAAAAUUGGUUCUUAUUCAAUCAUAUUGCCCUGAGGUCAGGCCCGAGGUCAAAGGCACUUCUCACAUCUUAGAUAGCUAGGAUCCAAUCAGGGAUUGUGAAAGGCCACAAAUCCCUUUUUGGCCCAGAAGCUUUGUAAAUUAAUUCUAAUAUGAAUUAUGAACAAAUACCCUUUUGUUCUGAUUUAUGAAAGCAAGACUCCCAGGCUAAGGAAGUGUAAACAGGUAUUCAUGGGGUGUUUUUUUUUAGGAUUUUGAAUAUAAAACCGUGGAAAUUCUGGAUCUACCAGAAGAAAACAUAACUGUUCAUUUUCCAGAGUUGUUCAAUUUUAUAAAUAAGGGAUUGGCAGAUGGAGGCACGCUUGUUCAUUGGUAAGGACACCAGCAACUUAUGCUAAUUAUCUGGACAUGAAAUUUCCAUUUUCAGCAACGUUUUAAAAGAACCUUAUCGCAUACCUAAUUCCCCUAAUUCUAUAUGUCAUCAGUCUAUGUCACUGCACAGUACCAUGAGAUCCUGUACCCCAGUAUAUGCUUAUAUAUAUAAGCACCCUGAUCUUGCACAAGAUUCAUGCACACGCUUGCUUGUCUGCCAAUUGUUUCUAGUCACGGUAUGGCACACGUUUUCCUAGUAGCAAAAUCCGAAUUCCACAUUGGAUUUUUCUGAUUUAAUUAAUACCCCUGAAUGCCUUAAUUUGUAACUUAAUUUGCUAAUUCAAGGACACUUCUCCAUAUUUUUUUCAGCAAUGCAGGGAUAUCAAGAUCUUCAACAGUAGUAAUAGCGUUUCUAAUGCGUAAUAAGAAGCUAUGUUUACAGAAAGCUUUCCGUCUUGUUAAACAAGCACGACCCUCUGCUAAACCAAAUGAUGGCUUUUGGAGACAACUUGUGGAGUACGAUCUAGUAGUGGGAGGCGAAUAAAAAUAGUUUGGACACAUUCCCUCGAGAACAUUUCAUCCUAAUUAGCAUAUAUGAUACUGGGUUUCACUAAGUUGUACUGUGCAACUUAUGGAUUAACUUCCUGACCUCCCUUCCAUCACACGUGUGAAUUUGUGAACACUGAAUGAAUUAAAUUAUUUAUUUAUUUUGUACAGCAAAAUGACUAGAAAUCCAUCAUAAUGGCAACUAAAUUAAGAGUUGAUGAAGCCCUGAUUGUCUAAAGAACAUAUUUUACAAGCAUCAUUUACAAGCAUCUUCUUCUUCAAUCAUCUCUUCAUUACAAACAAUUAACUUCCUUCCCAAAUGUUGAGGCCCUGUUAGGGGACUUUCCAAAUAAUCCAUAAUUCUGAGUAAAUUUUGAAAAUAAUCUCUAAACAAAGAUAUCCCCCAAAUUAAAAUGGAUCAAUAAUCCUAAAAUUCCCCAGGUGUUAACAAUCAAUAAUCCUGCUAUUUAAACAUAAAUAAUCUGUAUCCGUUCUCUAAAAUUCCCAGGACCUCACUUAACCCUUUCUUAAUUUCUAUCCUUAUUGUUUUAUUUACAAUUACCAGUCUACUGAUCUACAAUAACACCUACUUCCUUAAUUCCCACAUUUUGACUAUUUUUUUGAAGUGAUUAGUGGCCUUUGCAUUGUGCAAACCUCACAAAGAUCAAUAUUGUAAUUGCUCUGAACAACAUUAAACACUUUUUCCAGGUGUUAAUUCAUCAAACUAGUUUGAUCUGCACAAAGUUAGAACACUGUCCAAAAUUCAUUUUAAGGUUGUUCUGGGCUCUUAGCUAUCAAAACUCGUUCUCAUCAUGGAUAAUAAAAUAAAUGGAUUGGAAACUUCUGACGUCAUUGACUGCAUCCUUGUUGAAAAACGUGACGUCACGCGUAUUGCGAAUGUUACCAAAGUUCUCGGCAUAUUUGUUGUUUUGCUAUAUUUUCCACUUUAAAAGGGUGAUCUUGAAGCGUAAACUGGUCUAAUUGUUUUAAAAACGUGCCUAAUCCACGACAAAGUAUUCAAGGUAAAUGUUUUUCGUCUUUGUUUUGUAUUUUUUUACAUUUGUAGCUACGAAAUUGGCGUCACAAAUUUUAACGAAAUAUUUGCUAAAAUUGACUGGGAAUACUUAGAGUUAUCAUCGUAGAAUGGCGUGGUUAUAUUUAUUUGCUCUUUGACUAAAAUGUUUAGCUGUAUUAUUGCUAAACAUGCCGUUUUUGAGAAUUUGAUUUUCAACUAGGUUGAGGCAUCCAACCAUGCCAUCAAUCACAGUAAAAACAUUAGGUCACGUCAGCUAGUUUCCUAUCCAUUUAUUUUAUUAUCCAUGUUCUCAUUGAUCAACAUUGUGAGAAGCUGUUAAGAACAUUCACAAAGAUGAAUAUAAUCAUUGCUCCAAGGAAUGAUCCAGAUUGCAAAGCGAUUCCUGCCCAUCGCAGAUGACGCUCUCCUUGUUUUUGCAUCCACGUUGAGAUUGCAACCUUUGUGUAGGUAACUAUAGCAACACUUAACACAUUCAUGAUUAC